Molecule: messenger RNA, 2765 nt
Organism: Apodemus sylvaticus (European woodmouse)
Lineage: Eukaryota; Metazoa; Chordata; Mammalia; Rodentia; Muridae
Gene: Fam114a2
Product: family with sequence similarity 114 member A2
Exons: 15
Coding region: 87-1616 (509 amino acids)
Source: RefSeq, a predicted model, not a curated record
CCCGCCUCCGUGCGGAGGUCAGGAGUACUUCCGCGACGUCGGACCGGAGAGCGAGCGGCGGUGGCCGCGCAGGUGAUGUUGUAGUCAUGUCAGAUAAGGAUGCUACAGAGUCUCCAGUGGUAACUGAAGCAGCCUCCAUCCUUAAAGAUGAGAACUGUGAGCCAGUGGAGAAGCCGGAGAAUAAACCUCAGCCUGUAGUGUCCACCCGGAAAAGACCCGAGACCAAACCUUCCAGCGACCUUGAGGCUUCUGAGCUUCCUGCUCAGGUUUCACAGGCUGUAGCCAAACAGGAGACUGCUUCAAACGAUGCAGCUCAGACUGGAUGGGGUUAUUGGGGCAGCUGGGGCAAGUCUCUAAUCUCCUCAGCCUCAGCUACGGUAGCUACAGUAGGACAAGGUAUUUCAAAUGUCAUUGAGAAGGCAGAGACUUCUCUUGGGAUUCCUAGCCCCACUGAAAUUUCAGCUGAAGUCAAGCAUGCAGCAGGAGAAACAAAUGCCAGUGAGAAUGGAAGCUUACUAGUGGCUGGACCAUUCGGGAUGCUCUCGACCAUCUCCACAGCUGUGCAGAGCACGGGCAAGAGCGUUAUCAGUGGGGGUUUGGAUGCCUUGGAAUUCAUCGGGAAGAAGACAAUGGAUGUCAUAGCAGAAGGGGAUCCUGGAUUUAAAAGAACUAAGGGCCUGAUGAUCCGGACUUCUACGCUGUCACAGGUUUUACGAGAGGCAAAGGAUAAAGAAGAGCAGCGGCCUUCCAAUGAGGUAACCAUGGAAACAGACAAGAAAACUCACUAUGGGCUACUCUUUGAUGAGUUUCAAGGCCUUUCACAUCUAGAAGCUCUGGAGAUGCUUUCCCGAGAAAGUGAAAUAAAGGUAAAAUCUAUCCUUAGUUCUCUGAGUGGAGAAGAACUGCAGACAACUAGACUUGAGCUAGAACAGCUCAAAGAAGCAUUUUCCCUAGCAGAGUUCUGUGAGGAAGAGGAGGAGGAGAGACAAGGGGACGAAGAUUUUACCAAGGAGAUCACAGAACUGUUUGCCCAGCUUCAUGUCUCUUCCCGACCAGAGAAGCUUGCCAAGGCAAGAAAUACAGCCUACAAAUGGAUCAGAACAUCUCUGGCUAAGCCAGUAGCAGAGAAAGAAGAAGGAGAAAAGGAGUUGGAGGCAGAAAAUACUGAGGAGGCCCAGAAACGUUCAAUAGAGGAUAUCCACGCAUUUGCAAUCCGGAGCUUAGCAGAGUUGACUGCCUGCUCAAUAGAAUUGUUCCACAAAACAGCAGCAUUGGUUCUGCAUGGCCAGAAGCAGGAGGUGACAGCCUUAGAGAGGAGCCAGACUCUCUCCCAGAUGACAAUCAUGCUGUGUAAAGACCUGGCUUCUCUGUCUAAAGAGUUCACCACCUGCCUGACCACAGCUGGGGUCAGAGAGGAGACAGAUGUUCUUAAUCCAUUAAUCACUGCAGUGUUUCUAGAGGCCUCAAACAGUGCCUCCUACAUUCAAGAUGCCUUCCAGCUCCUCCUGCCUGUGCUGCAGAUCUCGGUCAUCGAGAGCAAGACAGAGUCACCCAGGUGUGAGCCACCAGCCCAGAGACCUCUGACAGCACUGAGGAGCACAGAAGAGUCCGCCUGAGAGCGGGAUAGCCAAGAAAUCUGACUUUGCUCAGGGACGCCCUGCAGCCAGAGCAAGACAUAGUGCUGUGUGUGAGAGCCCAGGCAGGGCUUCUCUACGUAGGACGCAGGCUCACAGUGGUGCCUGCUUCUCUAUACAGGGCGCAAGCUCACAGAGGUGCCUGGUUCUCUAUGCAGGGCGCAGGCUCACAGCGGUGCCUGGUUCUCUAUGCAGGGCGCAGGCUCACAGCGGUGCCUGGUUCUCUAUGCAGGGCGCAGGCUCACAGCGGUGCCUGUCUCUCUACUCAAUUGCUCACACUGCUCUUCCUGGCCUUAUAAGUAAUACAUUAUUUAAAAAAACAAAACAAAACUGUAUUUCAGGAAAGUCAGCGGGACAUUCUGGCAAAACUACUGGAUUUUCUUAGAAAGCUCAGAAGACACUAAAGACUGUCCUGAUGCCAUCUGCAGCCAGUGGUAAAAUUGUUAAACGGGAGAGAACAAAACCUUAGCUUGGUAUCCUGGGGUUUAUGACAUUCUUCGUACCCUGGGUUUUCUCCUUUCCAGAAUAAAGCUUGUGGCUUCUAGAGAACGGGGGCAGCAUAAGCCCUAAGUGAGAUGGUGGACAGGCUGCCUGCCCUUUCACUUUUAGAUGUUUGGCAUGGGCAUGGAGUAGACACUUGUAGCCAAGUGUUUGAACCACAGCAAAGUGCCCGUUGGCUUCAAACGACUUUUCCCAGUGAGACUGUGCAGCUGUGCAUCUCAGGUGCUCUGGGUCUCUUCAGACUGCGUCAUGCACACCCUGCCUGAGGCUGCAUUCAUUCCUGCAGGUGCAUUCUUCAGCUGCCGCCUCCAGAGCGGGAGCAGGCUCUUUUGGUGGUGGGCUUUUGUCGAGUCCUAUGAAGGUGUUCACUUAGAACAGGAUUUAGCCUCAGGCGUUUCCCCCUCAUUAUUUCUUUGUUUUAAUGUAUUUGUUAUUGUGCUUUGAGCAAAGCUCAGCUGCCAUCCUACGCUCGUAAGCCUUCUUUGCAAUUUUCAACAGUUAAAAGCUAUUUUGUUAUCCAGGCUUUUUGAAAAUGUUCGUUAACUUUGUGAUUUUUAGUGGCUCUGGUAACUUUUGAGAGCCCUGUCCUUCAUCUUUGAAAACCAUUACAAUAAAAUAUAAUUAUACCUG